Messenger RNA from Laccaria bicolor S238N-H82, 4167 nucleotides. RefSeq lists its product as uncharacterized. The record is from RefSeq and is a predicted model, not a curated record. Gene Ontology annotation, cellular component: cytoplasm. Gene Ontology annotation, molecular function: ATP binding; ATP hydrolysis activity. Bases 1 to 4167 code for a protein of 1388 amino acids. NCBI's taxonomy places the organism in Eukaryota, Fungi, Basidiomycota, Agaricomycetes, Agaricales, Hydnangiaceae. The transcript has 24 exons.
AUGGCUCCUCUUCGGCGGUUGGCUCAACUCGUUGCAGAGUUGACUCCACCUCCCGCGUUUGUUGGGACUUUGAAGCUCGGAAGUAUCACCUUUGAAGUCCCUGCUUCGCUGACUCCUUCACGACUCGCUCGCACGUCGCAGCUGUUGGACAUUCAUGACCCCGUCAACGUCGAUAACCUUCAUUUCAUGCUGCAAAAGUAUCUGUUGGGCCAAGACAUAUUUCUUGUUUCCCAGCCAGGGCCUUAUGCGCGACGUUUGGCAUUGACUUUUGCAAGCGCUAUAAACUCCGAAUACGAAUAUAUCGCGCUUCACAGAGACGUUGGGGAAACGGAGUUGAAACAAGGGAGAGAAAUCCAGAAAGGGGGAAAUCUCGUUUAUGUUGACAGCCCAGCUGUGAACGCAGUUAAGCAUGGUCGACUGCUUAUUUUAGAAGGAAUAGAGAAGGCAGAGCGCGGCAUAAUGCCCGUUCUCAAUAAUUUACUAGAAAAUCGGGAAAUGAAUUUGGAUGAUGGAACACACAUUGUACACCCCUACCGAUACACACAACUAGAGGCAGCUAGUGACAGCACAGAACAACGGAAGAUCUUCAUCCCAGCGCACAAGAAUUUCAGAGUCAUUGCCAUUGCUGCACCCGUACCCCCAUACCCCGGAUAUCCUCUUGAUCCCCCGUUUAGGAGCCGGUUUCAAGCUCGUUUCGUGGAUCCACUGGGAGCAUUACUCACACUCAGCGGUCGUGCGGGGAGGGUUUCUUCGACUUUCGACAAACUACGAGAUAUCAUCCUUUCAACGCAGUAUGCAAGUGAGUCCAGGCAUGCAUUAGAAGCCAUUUCAAAAACGGAUCUUCCACCAUUCCCACAAACGGCGCUCUCAAAACUGCGUAGCCUGAUAAACCUCUUCCCUCCUCCCGAACCACUAGCUCCAGCGCAGCUUGCCCGACUCUUCUUGAUCAUCCACCCUGCGCUUAUUCACGCACCAUUUCAGGCCUGGGCCAUUCUCAGUCGACAGACCAAAGAGGCAGGGUUGGGUGAGCUCGGAAGCCCAUCUACGUCGUCAGCCGACGAACAAAUUGGUUUGUUUGGAUAUCAUCUGGCAUCUAUUGAGCGUGUGGAUGACAAGACCGUCCGCAUAACUUUCAAUGCUCCCAAAGACCUUCAACCUGUAUCCGUUCUGGUGCCUGCUGGUCCUAAGCAGUUGCGACCUUUUCCAUUCUCGGGACCUUUGGAGUUUCAACCCACAGUCAGAUUCAUGGGAUUGUUGACUUGCUUCCUGCAGGCGCACGUCCUUGAUUGGGACAUUUCCUUGAUUCCUCCUGCUCUUCCCUCCACCGCAUCUACAUCUACAUCAACCCUGGUGAAGGUCUUUGGCCAAUUGCUUGGGUACGACACAGAAGUAAUCCACAUAUUUAAAGAGCUAGGCGGAAGGGAGCUUGUUAUGCGGCGUAAAAUUGAAGAUGGAGGUGCGACUACUUGGGAACCCAGUGCGCUAAUUGAAGGUGCUUGGGCCGGGCGUCUACUGCAUCUCUCUAGCCUGGAUGUCAUUGGAUCGACUGCGGGUUCUCUAUCAAGGCUUUUUCAAGAUCGUGAAAUCGAACUUUGGGGUGGCAAGCGUAUAGUUGCUGAUGCUUCUUCAGGAGAGAUUAAAUCAGGAGAACUCUCCAUGGUCCAUCCAUCUUUCCGUGUCAUAUGCACAGCCUCGAAAUCUCUCCUCUUGAAAGAUUGGCUCUCAGAUGAACAUGCAAAUAUGUUUUUCCCUGUUCCUAGUCAACCCAUGGACGUUGAAGAGGAAACCAGCGUGCUCGUAGCUACGGGUUGUCCACCUGUAACCGUCGGUGUCUUGCUGUGCUUUGCAAAGAAAUACCGACAGAGCAUAUCGGCUGAUAACAUCCUCAAGAACCGUAAGUUAGGAACCAGGUCCUUGGUCCGGAUUGCUAGGAGAAUCGCAUUGUACCCUCGGGACGACAAUCUCAAUGCCAUCAUUUGCCGGUCACUUCUCGCAGAGUUUCUACCAGCCACGGAAAGAAUGAACCUUGAUAGUCUUCUUGAAGAUUCCAAUAUCCUCAAAAAACCUCCACAGUUCAAUCCUAGUCCAUUUGUAGAGGGUGACUACCUCAAAUUCCCAGGACCGAGUACCAACGGCGAAGACUCCUUUUCAACUUCGAUUCCACUAUUCAAUGUCACCCACGAUCCUGAGGGCGUUGCUUCUCAUGUUCCUCACAUGGAUCACUUCUAUGACAACAGCUUGCAGACUGGGUUAAUGAGGGAUCUGGGAAUUGACAUUGAGGUUCUUAGAGAGCACGUUGUCCUUUUGGGUAAUCAGGGAGUAGGGAAGAAUAAGAUCGUUGAUCGGCUUUGCCAGCUUCUUGGCCGGCCCAGAGAAUAUAUCCAAUUACAUCGCGAUACCACAGUCAACCAACUCAUGUUUACAACCUCGUUAGAAGGUGGCAUUAUCAAUUACACGGACUCCCCUCUAUUGCGGGCGAUCAAGUAUGGCCGUGUCAUCAUCAUCGAUGAGGCAGACAAGGCUCCAGAACACGUAGUCGCCAUUUUCCGCAGUCUUGCUGGUCAAGGAGAGAUGUCUCUGUCAGAUGGCCGACGUGUAAGACCCGUUCUAGAGAGGGAUGGAGAUAUUGUUGUGCAUCCUAAUUUCCGUCUUAUUUUGCUUGCCAAUCGCCCUGGAUAUCCCUUCCUUGGGAACCACUUUCUCCAAGUCCUUGGAGAGAAUUUUAGUGCCCAUUCCGUUUCUAAUCCAGACCAGGAAUCGGAACGUAAACUCAUUGGGCAGCUCGCACCAGAGCUGAGCGAAGAUACGAUACUUCGGCUUGUAGGGGCAUUCCACGACUUGCGGAAAGGCUAUGAAAGUGGGAUCUUGAAUUAUCCUUACUCCCUGAGAGAAUUGAUCAACUUGGUCCGCCACAUGAAAGCCUAUCCCGAGGACACACUGGGAGAAGCUCUUCGCAAUAUUUUCGAUUUCGAUAUAUACAAACCAGAGACGAUCGACAAACUUCGUCAGAUCCUCAUUCACCAUGGGUUGCAGGUUCCUCAUCUGGGCCUCGAUGCUGCGCGAGAGGCUGCAAAGAAAAAAAUUCAAGAUAUCGAGUUUACGCCUAAGGAAAUCAGUCUCGAUGAACCCAAGGAGGGAAUACACGACGACAAGGAGCAUUCAGGCGGCAAUACCUAUGCGGGUGGUACUGGAGGACGGGACACUGCUGGAAUGGGUGGUGUAGGUGGGUAUAAGCGUCUGUAUAAAGGUGGCGAUAUCAAACAGGUGCCCGACGCCAUGAAAGACAAUGUACCCGACCAUGUCAAGGAAAAGGCUCGUGAAAUGGCCCGUCAAGAGCUUCAGCGACGUUUAGAGGAAUUGAACAUGACCGCAGCUGAAGCGAAAGGAUAUGGCCAACUGAUAACGGCCACUCAGGCGCACAUGGCUUCUCUUCUUGACCUUUUGGAACAUCUUGCGGCGAAAGAGGAGGAACGGGUGUGGGUUAAACGUCAAACCGAUGGAGAACUCGACGAUAGUCGAUUGACGGAAGGCCUGACUGGAGAAGCUACCGUUUACAAACGUCGUGGAAUGGAAAAGCCUGAGCUUGGAAGACCCCAGAUCAAGCCAAAACGGAUCCGUUUUAUCUUUGAUUUGAGUGCCUCGAUGUACCGCUUCCAAUACGAUGGCCGCCUCCAGCGGAGUAUGGAAACAGCCGUCAUGCUUAUGGAAACCUUUGAUCGGCUCUCGCGGAAGGAAAAAUAUGUUUGGGAUUCUGGUGAUGGCCCUGAUAUAGCACUUGUGGAGGCCAACAAGCCGCCCACUGAAUUGAGGGAUCGCUGGAAGGUUGCAGAGAAGAUGUACAUGGUACCCCAAUACGCGUUUGCUGGUGAUCACACAGUGGAGGCUAUCGUGAAAGGUGUGGAAGAGGUUGCCAAGUACGAUGCGGAUGACUGGUUUGUCAUUGCCAUCACUGAUGCCAAUUUCGAUCGGUACGCAAUUACUGAGAAGGAAAUCACUGGAGCCAUGAAACGAAAUCCCAAAGUCAACACUGCCCUCAUCUGCAUUGGUGAGGGCGUUGAAGCAUCUUGGAUAACGAAGAGCCUCCCUGGUCGAUGCUUCCGAGUCGCGAACACUGGGGAUAUACCUACUGUUCUGCGUAGUAUCCUAUCCACGAUGGUGGACCGUUAG